Messenger RNA from Prunus armeniaca (apricot), 1479 nucleotides. NCBI's taxonomy places the organism in Eukaryota, Viridiplantae, Streptophyta, Magnoliopsida, Rosales, Rosaceae. The record is from the annotation of a GenBank genome assembly.
AUGAAUGCAGAAGAACAAGCAGGUGAUCUUGAGUCACCCUUGAUUCCAUUUGCAGAUCAAGAACAUGACUAUCAAGCAAGAAAAGGACAACAGCUGACCCGAGAUGAGUUUUUCAUGGAAGUGAAGAAGCAGCUGUUGUUAGUAGGGCCUCUUGUGUCAUCAAAUUUCUUGUUGUUUUGUAUACAGGUUGUUUCAGUCAUGUAUGUUGGUCAUCUCGGAGAACUUUCACUUUCAGGUGCUUCCAUGGCCACUUCAUUUGCUUCAGUAACUGGUAUCAGCUUGAUGAUUGGAAUGGGAAGCGCAUUGGACACAUUUUGUGGCCAGUCCUAUGGAGCAAAACAAUAUCAUAUGCUUGGUAUACAUAUGCAGAGGGCAAUGAUUGUUCUUUUGCUGGUCAGCAUUCCUCUUGCAGUUGUAUGGGCCAAUACAGGCUUCAUUCUUGAAUUUUUGGGUCAAGAUCCAGAAAUAUCUGCUGCUGCUGGGGAAUUUGCUUGUUACAUGAUACCAAGCCUUUUCGCUUACGCAAUCCUUCAAUGUCAUUCCAGAUUCUUACAAACUCAGAACAAUGUGGUUCCCAUGAUUGUUACUACAGGAACUGCAACUUUGCUACACUUGCUUAUCUGUUGGCUUCUGGUAUACAAGACCAGCCUUGGAUAUAAAGGUGCGGCUGUGGCAAACUGCAUCGCAUAUUGGAUCAAUGCAUUGUUAUUGUUUCUUUAUGUCAGAUUCUCUCCCUCUUGUCAGCACACAUGGACUGGAUUCUCAAAGGAGGCCUUUCACGGAAUUCUCAGUUUUCUUAAACUAUCCAUUCCUUCAGCUGUAAUGAUCAGCUUAGAAAUGUGGUGCUUUGAAAUGAUGGUCCUCUUAUCUGGUCUUCUUCCUAAUCCAAAGCUUGAAACCUCAGUCCUGUCAAUCAGCCUUAACACAUGUGCACUGACUUACAUGAUCCCCCUCGGACUGGGUGGUGCAGCAAGCACAAGAGUUUCAAAUGAAUUGGGUGCUGGGAAACCACGACUAGCCCGUCUUGCCAUAUGUGUUACACUCUCCAUGGUUGUUACUGAAGGCAUUGUGGUUGUUGCUGUCAUGAUAUUGGGUCGAAAAGUUUGGGGCUACUGUUACACCACAGAUAAAGAAGUUGUGGAAUAUGCUGGAGAAAUAUUACUGUGGGUUGCAAUAGCCCACUUUUUUGAUGGAAUUCAAUCUGUUCUUUCAGGUGUCAUAAGAGGAAGUGGGCAGCAAAAGAUUGGGGCUUAUGUUAAUCUUGGAGCUUAUUAUCUUAUAGGCAUUCCUAUCUCAAUUAUAUUAGCUUUUGUCCUGCACAUUGGAGGGAAGGGUCUUUGGAUUGGAAUUACUGUGGCUCUGUUUGUGCAAGCAGUAUCUCUUUCAAUCAUAGUCACAUGCACUAACUGGGAAAAAGAAGUGAAGAAAGCUUCUGAUAGAGUGCACAAGACAGUGGCUGUGACGGAUGCAGCAUCGUAA